UCAUGUAUGUGUGCUAUCAGUCUUCAGUCACACUAUCGUGGUGCAAAGCAUAGAAAGCGAGAGAAAGCCCUGAGACGCAGGACUGUCUAUUUGUCUUUUGAACCUCUCAGCCUUUUUGAACCAAGUUGAUCAAGGCUGCCUGAAAAUACCCAUCUGCACAGAGAAGAGUGGCAGUGUCAGUCCUGUACUGAGGGAAGUGCUGCAGGCUGAGCUCACUACUUACUGGACCCUGAAGAAUCAACACACAAGAAUGAUCUGGGAAAACACUGGUCAGAGGCCCUUUUCUGAGAGACUGGGCUUCAUUAGCUGCUCUCAUGGUUUUGUGCUGAUAAGGGAAUUAGUGCAAGACAUGUCAUUUAAGUGUGAGAACAGUUACGAGAUUUUGCCUCAGAAGCCAUGACUGCUACAUGGUAAUGAAGCUCUCUGACAGAAUUUGAAAAGUUGUGAAAACUUAAAAAUCUUCUCAAAGUCCAGUGGAUUCAAGCGCUACAAAAUUGUAUUUGUACCUCAGCAACAAGAACAGAUUUGUGUGGCUCUGGUCAAAGGCUUUUAGUGGAAGACACUUUCUACAGAUUUCUUUAAAUUUCUUGUCAGAAAUGAUCAUUAAAAGUAAUACUCAUUAAGUGAAGAGGUUCUUUCUUCAAGAUCAUGAAGUCUGGUUUUGGAGGAAUAAUGUAUGGGAUGCAUGGGACAGAAAGUAAGACUUGAGUAAGUGACAGAAGUUGUGGCAGCAAGACUGAGAAAAGUGUGGUGCAGUGCAGGAGCCUAUUGCAAAGACCUGUGACUUUAGAAAACAGUACUGUAUGUACUACAAUCUCAGUGUUCCAUGAACAGUUUGGAUUAAGAAUAUGUGCAUGCUACAAAUACUGUAUCUUUGAAAAUGUGGAUGAUGUGGAGUCUUUCAGCUGGGAUGUAUCCUGCAGAACAAGAAGUCGAAGUAUCUGAUUAUUAAAGUGAAGAAUCUAGAAGCUUUGGUCCUUCAGCUCCAGUCCAAGCUCCAAUGAAGUAUCGAGUGCUCAGACGAGUGAAGAGAGGCUUCACAAGGUACAUAACCUGUCUGAAGGAUUUUAUGAAUGAUCCGAGAAGAGAAGAACCUCUAAUUGGUUUAGAACAUGUGGUUGAAAUCAGAUUUGAAGGAAGAAAAGAUCCACGUUACGAGUGCAGGCUGUGUGGGUGUAAUACAGAGAUGGCACCUAUGAUAGAGCAUCUUAGUGGAUAUAAACACAGAAGAGAAUAUAUUUCUAAAGAAUUUCCAGAUAAAAUUAGGAGAAAACCGACAGAUGUAAAAGAAUGCAAAGUCUCAUUUUUCAGACGCGUAGCAGGAGAGCUAGAGAAGAGUGAAGGAUUAAAAAUGUAUAAGAUUGAAGGUUACACAAGACCAACUACCUCAUCCCCACAGAAGAAGAAAGCAAGGUGGGAAGAUGAUUAUAAGCAUGAGAAUGAUCCUGUUCGGAAACAGAAAGCUCUGGAGUUCUUGGAGACUUUUCACAUCACCUCAGACUCAGAAGCAACACUUGUUCUUCACAUUACACAGGAACUCAUGGAGGCUUUGAAGACCUUUUGUGAAAAGAAAGCAGCAGUUAAUUACACCAACAGUUUAGGCCCACUGAUGUCAGUACCUCAAGAUGAAUUUCCAGAAGGGAAAAGCAACCCAGAACACUACGGGCCAGAUGGAGAAUACGAAGGAAGUUCUGACUGGAAUCAAGGUUUUUUGUCUCAGUAUGAAGAGUGUUCUGAAGAUGCUUCUUUUGCUCCUGCUCACUCUAACAGUUACCAAACAGAUGAUGGAUCAUCUUCCUGUCAUCUGAGAUCUGAUGACUUUGCAAUGGUGUCUCUGCUCAGGGACUCUCCUGCUGUUGAGCCUGAUGGUCCUGUCAGUGGUAUCAGUGAAUGGCUGAGACAGCUCAGACACUCGGUAUCUGGCAGGAAUUUGGCUGCUGGGGCCUCUUCCUACAAGACCAGCCCACUGAAGGAGUGCUCAGCAGAAUAUAUGUCCAGUGAUGUGCAAGGAAGUGAGCUCCAUGAUAAGAGACUCUCAUUUGGCAGGGAAAAUACAAAAUGGAGGAAUCAACAAGCAAGUACAAAAGCAAGGCAUAUAAGUGACCAAGAAUUACCCUAUCCCAAUUCUUCUGCCUCUCAUCCUUCAUCUGGAAGAUACUCUACAAACUAUCCUUCACAAAACUAUUCCUCUUACAAGAACGAUGAGUCUGUGAAUACUUGUACAUCUUCUGCAAAUUCUGAUGUUUCAGGAAGAGGUGGCUCCAGGUGGCACCAGGACACUAGGUGGGAGUGGAAUGAGGACUCUAGGUGGAAUGAGGACUCUAGGUGGAAUGAGGACUCCAGGUGGAACGAGAACUCUAGCUGGAAGCAGGAGUCUAGCUGGAAGCAGGAAUCUAGGUGUCAAGGAUUCAGGUAUCAGAAAUCAGGCUACCAGAGAAACUGGAGUUCCCAUCAGAACUCAUUUUCUGGCAGUGGUUCGUACCGAGAUCACCAGCAGUUCAGAAGCUCAGAAGAGAUGUUUGAUGGAGUUGAUGUUGGUCUUGCUCCCAACGCUGUGAAUAGACUACUAGGAAAGGAUGUACCUACAAUGACCAGGACGCUCAAACAGUUGGCUCCAUAUUAUCCAGCACUUCAAAAAGUAAAUAUUCAGACAUUCGUCAAUGUGCUAAUAGAAACUAGAGAGAAAGAUUAAGGAGCAACAACGGUUGAACUGGAAACAGAUGAAGAGAUUUGAGAAUCUCCAUCACUUGGCUUUCAGGAAAGAGACUGCAUUUGACUCUGUUUGGCUUGGGAAAGGUAAAGGGAGGUAGUAGAGUUUUAACAUGUGAAAUAUAGCUGGAACAUGAACUUGCACAUAAAGGGUGAACAUACUAUUUUGUUUAGGCUUUUUGUAAUGUAUUUGUUAUAUCUUAGUAUAGUACAGAAAAAAAUCUUUUGUUAUUUUUUGAAAAUAUGUUAAAAUUAUUCUGUCAGCAAAAAGUUAAUAAUCCUUUGAAUACCCCUCUCAAUUCAGAGGAAAAAGAAAGGUUUACUUUUAUGUUACCUACUUAAGAAGAAUAUUCAUUGAAAAUACAGGUUUAUUUUUCUUCACACAAAGGUAAGGCCAGUUCCAUUAAUUCUAGGCUUUAUAAUUAGCAUAUUUUUAGAAAAUGACACACUACAUUUCUGUUUAGACAAAGAAAGGAGGAUGUCACAGCAAAGGUAUUCUCUGUCUUAAUGUGAUGCUAUAUGAGGAAAAUGUAUUCUAGAGAACUGGUAUGCAAUGGGGCAUAUUAGUUUCGUUUUUGCAGAGUAAGAAAUGGUGUGAAAUAUAUGGAGAUUUUUUAAUCAUGUUGUUCAAAAUGAAAUCAUUAUAAAUUUUCUGAAAAACUCAUUUGGUGGAUUGACCCCUACAAAAAUAAAAAUUACUGAUUCUUUCUACUGGUAAAAGCAUAUUGAGAAAUAAUGGAACCCAUAAGGCAAUCAGAUAAAAUAACAGGAAAAAAAUAAAUAAUCAAAAUGUCAUACUAACUGAGUAAUACUUACCAGUUCUGAUGUGUAUCAGAACCACAUGCUCACGAACACCUGGCUUUGGAUGUCUGUUUUAUGUAAUUAAAACCAGCUUACGUGGAGCUGAAGAAAAGAAGUAAAGUGAGACAAGUUUA
Corvus hawaiiensis (hawaiian crow) is the source of this 3644-nucleotide messenger RNA. RefSeq lists its product as uncharacterized. The coding region runs from base 1001 to 2692 and encodes 563 amino acids. Gene Ontology annotation, cellular component: precatalytic spliceosome. The transcript has 15 exons. Gene Ontology annotation, molecular function: zinc ion binding; single-stranded RNA binding; double-stranded RNA binding. Lineage: Eukaryota; Metazoa; Chordata; Aves; Passeriformes; Corvidae. The record is from RefSeq and is a predicted model, not a curated record.